Messenger RNA from Saccostrea echinata, 636 nucleotides. RefSeq names its product retinol-binding protein 4-B-like. NCBI's taxonomy places the organism in Eukaryota, Metazoa, Mollusca, Bivalvia, Ostreida, Ostreidae. The record is from RefSeq and is a predicted model, not a curated record. Gene Ontology annotation, molecular function: retinoid binding; retinol transmembrane transporter activity. The transcript has 2 exons. Bases 1 to 636 code for a protein of 211 amino acids.
AUGGUCAGCUGGGUAAUUUUCCCGAUGUUUUUGGUUACUGUUCACUUGGCCAAAAUUGUCCGGAGCCACACACAUUCCUGUCCACAAGUAUCUAAUAUCCCUGUCCAGUCUGGGUUUGAUUUUAAUAGGUUUGCGGGAGGACACAAAUGGAACCUUGUCUUGUACAACAAAAUCAUGCCUAUAGAGGGAUUGGAGAUGCCGGUAGACAAAUCUGAUGUUGCCUUUCUCUUUUCCAGGAAUGCUAGUGAUGCACAGGUUGUCAGUAUUGAGGGGAGAGUAAGCUUGGCACCAUCACUAGCUUUCUGUCUGGACAUUACGGGGGCGAUCAACAAUCCACCUGAACAUCCAGCCAAACUCCGACAAACUUACUAUAAUCCAAUCACAAAAAAGAUGUUCAGCUUUAAUUUUUGGAUAUUACAUACGGAUUACAAGAAUUUGGCUGUAGUUUAUGACUGUGAAAAGACCAUGACGGACGGAACAUGCAGUCCUGGAAAUAUUUAUCUUUGGACUUUAUCCAGGGGAACUAAUCAUACGGUUGUAGAGAAGGCAAAAAUCAAAGAAUUAGGGGAUACGGUGUGCAUGGACGUGUCUAGUCUCCGUCAAGUGAAACACAAUUCUACAUGCCCAACAGCUUAA